Aspergillus pseudotamarii is the source of this 1275-nucleotide messenger RNA. RefSeq lists its product as uncharacterized. The coding region runs from base 1 to 1275 and encodes 424 amino acids. The transcript is spliced from 2 exons. The record is from RefSeq and is a predicted model, not a curated record. Gene Ontology annotation, molecular function: monooxygenase activity; oxidoreductase activity, acting on paired donors, with incorporation or reduction of molecular oxygen; heme binding. Lineage: Eukaryota; Fungi; Ascomycota; Eurotiomycetes; Eurotiales; Aspergillaceae.
AUGAGGUUUAUAUUCACUGUUUAUGUAGAGCUGAUGCCACAUUUAUACUGCUCAGUAUUGCUCAUACUUAUUUUGCUAUCAUCUCUGUACCCUCUGCUCCUCAUAAAACGAAAGAAACCAAUAUCCCACAAUGUCGACCCCGAAACAUACCGUCGCAUAAUAGAGGGGAAAGGGUUGGAUCAGAAAAUGCAUAAUCAGCUCAACGCACGUCAAUCUAGAGCCAUUCCAAACCAGCGAUUGCAUGUUGUAUUCGGAAUCGAAAACGCCUUAACCACCGAUAAUGAAACCCAGGCGAAAUGCUUCAUCAGACGAGCUAAAAGCUUGAUUAACCUGUCCCCUAUAGCCUGGGAGUCCUUGUCAGGCUUUGUGCAUAGUGCGGCACGGCGUAGUAUUGACGACGCAAUUGCAGACAGUCCUGACAACGCACGUAUCAUGUUAACAAGCCUGGUACAAGUAUUGGUCUUGCGGGUGGUAUUACGCGUGCUAUUCCCUAUGGAAACCGAGGCCCUUGAGAUACCGGACUACCAUCUACUCUGUCUUGCGGAAGCUAUUAACGAUACAUGGGUUUCGUCCAAAAGCAAGACAGAUCACGUAUGUUUUCAAGACAACAUUCCUCUUCAAGAAUCCCUUGGUAUCGUGUUCCGGAAUUUGAACUGUCUAGAUCCCAAAGAGAACCCGUUGAAUCUGGUCAUCCCAGGCUUCGAGACCAUGUGGCGCAUUGUUCUGCGCUUUUUCAUAGAGGUACGCUACACCUCAGGGCUACACCACCCGGAAUGGCGCGAGACACUAGCUACCUUCGCGCACACACCCACCAAGGAUGAGUUCGAGCGACCAAAAGGCGAGCAAAACCUCUCCGCAGAGAUGUUGGUCAACGAGGCACUGCGUCUCUAUCCUCCUACGAAACGAGUGCAUCGAGGAUUCCUCCCUGUGGGGUCAGAUACGGUUGAGGUCUUGAAUGCGGACAUUGAGAUGGUGCAGAGUGCGACACAUAUCUGGGGCUCCAAUGCGGAACUGUUUGAUCCACGACGUUGGAGAGCCUUGACAUCACAGCAGAGACUCGCGUUCUUUCCGUUCGGUAGUAGGCCGUUUGUUUGUCCAGCGCAGGCUAUGUUUGGGCCAAGAGCUAUUGCUAUGAUUGUGGGUGUGCUGUUGAUAGAACUGGGCGGAGAGUGGUCGCUUUUUCUGGAUGCUGAUUGUGCGGAAGGCUUGGGUCUAGGGGUAAAGUUGAGCAACGAAAGAACGGAGUAUCGCAAUCUGUGUCUCGCUCGGGACUAA